UAAUAUUUUUUAAAUAGAUAUGCGUGCAUAUAUUGAUACUAAUCUUUACAAAAUAAAACCGAAACAGUCAUGUAAAAUAAAUCUUAUUUUAUAAAUAAAAAAUAUGUAAACUAUUAAAAGUUAAUAUUAAAAAAUAAUAAUAAAUAAACAAGAUUUCAUGAAAAAUAUUAAUUUAGAAAUAUUUAGUGACAUUCAGUACCCAAAGGGUGGUAUACCUGUUCGUACGCUGUUAGUUGCUAAAAACGUCUUAGGUUAUAUCAGAAUUCGUAUGGUGUCAUAUAAAAGCAUUUUUAUACAGCAAUAAUACUCUGGGAGAAUUCACGUUUAAAGUUUAUUUAGAUAUCAUUGAUCUUAUUAAAAUGAAUAAGUAUAUACAUUUAGCGACUGUAGGAACAAGCUAUGCUAAUCGUAUGAAUCGUUUGAGCAAUCGUAUCUUUGGCGAAGUCGUUAGACCAACAAAUACCAAAUCACUUAAAAUAGUAAAGCUUUUUAGCGAAAAGCCUAUUCAUAAACGACCAGACAUUGUCGAUUAUUAUCCUCCACAUAAAAAUAUACAGAAAUUAAUGUUACAUCUACGUGAUUAUGGUCUUUUCAGAGAUGAACAUCAAGAUUUUAAAGAAGAAUACGAUCGUCUAAGAGAAUUACGUGGUAAAAAGAAAUGGAUACCACCGCCUUUCAGAAAAUAAAACUUUUUCAGCUAUUACUGUAAACUAUAAAAAAUAACUGAAAUAAAAUUAGUAUUUAUUAUUAAAA
This is a messenger RNA of Vespa crabro (European hornet), 753 nucleotides long. It is a transcript of the gene mRpS33, whose product is annotated as 28S ribosomal protein S33, mitochondrial. Gene Ontology annotation, cellular component: mitochondrion. Bases 360 to 686 code for a protein of 108 amino acids. The record is from RefSeq and is a predicted model, not a curated record. Lineage: Eukaryota; Metazoa; Arthropoda; Insecta; Hymenoptera; Vespidae. The transcript has 2 exons.